CUUGAAUCUGGGUUCAGAACACGCCUAAUUCCAUCGAUCUCUCCGUCUCUUGAUCACAACCAAUACUAAAGACGUAUCCUCAGUCUUCAAUACUGUCCGCUUUAGCUGGCUGAUGCAUACUUUGCCGUCUUGAAUGGCCGCUUCAAAUCAGCCUCUGCCGGUAUCGCAGAGGGAGCUUCCCUCACACCGUGCCGACAUGCUAAAAGUCGAAAAUGGCUGAGAAAAAUUCCAGAACCAGCUCAGACUCACCUAGCACGAGAGCAGCUGCUUCCAAGAAGCCCUCGGCACCCAGGAUUCCGGUCCACCAGAUCUAUGCCCUACCAGCUCCCAUCCGGACUUUUCCCUUGCCAAGCUUUUACCCGAGCAACCCGCUGUCUCUCGCGCAUCUCAUCUACAUAUGGUUGAAGCAGACGGUCUUCGCCAGGCCACCAAAUGAACCCUCAAAGUUGUACCAGGGCGAGUGGUCGCCAGAGACCAGGUCCGUCAAAAUUUCGGAUGUUGAAGCCAUAAGAGCUCUGUGGGAGCAGGGCUUCUUUGGAAAAGGAAGUCUGAGCCGCAGCGAGCCAAACUGGCUGAAGCGAGAGAUGAACCGCCGUGGCGUCGAUAGCGUCAGUGUUGCAGAGCAAAACACCAACAAGAGGAGAGAGGAACGUCUUCGGGCCAAAUGGGAACGAGCAAGGCUAGAGCAGGAGCUUAUAGAACAGACUCGUCUUGAAGAAAGUCUAGCUGCUGCUGUCUUGCCUGCCUCUUAUGUCCCGCAAGCCAUUGUACCUCCAGUCGGUCCUCUUGAGCUUCUCAGACUGCCUAACUCAGCGUCGGAUCUGGAGGUCCCACCUUCGAUUCCCAGUUCUACCAGCGGACUGGCCACCGGCACAAGCGGGGUGUCCUGCGAUGUGGCAACCUUGGCGGAACAGUCCCAGGUCAAUGGUAGUGCCCAUCCGUCCUCUCACAAGAUUGAAGGUCUGCACCAUCUGCUCAAGAAGCAGAAGAAUGUUCGUUUCUCCGGUGGGGUCGCAUCGACCACAUUUGAUCAAAAUGAACCGCCUAGUCCCCGAGGUUCGCAAUCACAACUCCUGGAAGAUUAUUUGAAACCAUCACCAGUGCAGAAAGGCCAAGGUAAUGACAUCUCGCACCGCACGCCUCUUGACGAGACUCGAAACCUCGAGCACCUGCAGUUAUCUGCACAGGAAGCAUUUUAUCUUUCAUUUGCCAUCGGCGCACUGGCAGUCGUAGACCCAAAAACACAGGCGAUAAUGUCAAACUUGGAGCUUCUGCACCUGUUUGCCGACCACUACUACUUCCCGCCACGAUUGCCAAGCCAUGCAUCCUCUGGUCUACGCACCGAUGACCCAUUUCUUGUUCAUUACGUUGUGUAUCAUCACUUUCGAUCACUUGGCUGGGUUCCUCGCGAGGGUGUUAAGUUUGGAGUCGACUUGCUCCUUUACCGGCGCGGACCCGUAUUUGAUCAUGCUGAAUUUGGCCUCGUGGUGCUUCCAUCUUAUUCACACCCCGACUGGAAUCUUGAGGAGCGCAAACACCCACAGCAACAUCUAUCUUGGUUCUGGUUACAUGGUAUCCAACGGGUUCUUUCCCACGUGCUCAAAAGUCUGGUUCUUGUCUACGUUGACAUCCCACCGCCCUCAACCGUCGACUUGGUGUCAGACCCAAACAAGGGCAUUGUUGGCUUGCUGGAGCGGUACAAGGUCAGGGAAGUGAUGGUAAGGCGUUGGUCUUCCAACCGCAAUCGGUAGCCGAUAUUGCGGCGAUCAUUUGAUUAGAUGCUUCUUUCCUGAAGCAGCGAUAGACCCCGAUGCAAAAAAAAGCUGCACACAAUUCACACCGAGUUAGUAAUCAAAGUUUAGGCAAUGUUUGAAUGUGAAAGA
Messenger RNA from Pyricularia oryzae 70-15, 1883 nucleotides. RefSeq lists its product as uncharacterized. Lineage: Eukaryota; Fungi; Ascomycota; Sordariomycetes; Magnaporthales; Pyriculariaceae. The record is from RefSeq and is a predicted model, not a curated record. The transcript is spliced from 2 exons. Gene Ontology annotation, molecular function: tRNA-intron lyase activity; nucleic acid binding. Bases 213 to 1751 code for a protein of 512 amino acids. Gene Ontology annotation, cellular component: tRNA-intron endonuclease complex. Gene Ontology annotation, biological process: tRNA-type intron splice site recognition and cleavage; tRNA splicing, via endonucleolytic cleavage and ligation.